AUGAGCAGGUACACCAGCCCGGUGAACCCGGCCGUCUUCCCGCACCUCACCGUGGUGCUGCUGGCCAUUGGCAUGUUCUUCACUGCCUGGUUCUUCGUCUACGAGGUGACUUCUACCAAGUACACUCGGGACAUCUACAAGGAGCUGUUGAUCUCGCUGGUGGCCUCGCUCUUCAUGGGCUUCGGCGUCCUCUUCCUGCUGCUGUGGGUCGGUAUCUACGUCUGA
Molecule: messenger RNA, 225 nt
Organism: Pelecanus crispus (Dalmatian pelican)
Lineage: Eukaryota; Metazoa; Chordata; Aves; Pelecaniformes; Pelecanidae
Source: RefSeq, a predicted model, not a curated record